ACUUCAAUUUCGUCAUACGUUCAUUCAGUUUAUUCCUCUCUGUGUUUUUCUCGAAAUCACUUCUUUUGGCUAACAAGAGCAUUCGUUUCAGUUGCAUUUCUAUAGCUGUGUCCUCCGAGGUUUGGAUUUUUUUUUUGAAAUCCUAAUCAAUGGCGGCUGCUGCUCAGGUUCACGUUUUUGGAGCUGCAGUACCCGGUGCGGCUGCAACAGGCUCCGCCUCGAAGAAGAAAAAUUUUCAGGGCGUGAGGAACAGCGCCUUUUUUGGCCUGCAAAAGGGUGCUUUCAAUGGGAGUUUUAUUACCCUGCGAAGCAAGCAGCUGCAGAGGAGGCGGGCCGUGAGACCUGUUAGGGUCGUCAAUGAGAAGGUGGUGGGAAUCGACCUCGGGACCACGAAUUCGGCAGUGGCGGCAAUGGAAGGAGGGAAGCCUACUAUUGUUACGAAUGCAGAGGGACAGAGGACGACGCCCUCUGUGGUUGCUUAUACAAGAAACGGGGACAGGCUUGUUGGGCAGAUUGCCAAACGCCAGGCUGUUGUGAAUCCUGAGAAUACAUUCUUUUCGGUAAAGAGGUUUAUUGGGCGGAAGAUGAACGAGGUGGACGAAGAGUCAAAGCAGGUGUCUUACAGGGUUGUUCGUGACGAGAACGGCAAUGUUAAAUUGGAUUGCCCAGCUAUUGGGAAGCAGUUUGCAGCUGAAGAGAUUUCUGCACAGGUUUUGAGAAAACUUGUAGAUGAUGCCUCCAAGUUUUUGAAUGAGAAGGUCAACAAGGCUGUAGUCACAGUUCCUGCAUACUUCAAUGACUCCCAGAGAACAGCUACUAAGGAUGCUGGUCGAAUUGCUGGGUUGGAAGUUUUGAGGAUUAUCAAUGAACCAACUGCUGCUUCAUUGGCAUAUGGAUUUGAGAGAAAGAACAAUGAAACUAUACUUGUUUUUGAUCUUGGUGGCGGAACAUUUGAUGUUUCAGUGCUUGAGGUUGGAGAUGGUGUGUUUGAGGUGCUCUCCACUUCAGGUGACACUCAUCUAGGAGGAGAUGACUUCGACAAGAGAAUUGUUGACUGGCUGGCUGCGAGCUUUAAGAGAGAUGAGGGAAUUGAUCUGUUAAAAGACAAACAAGCACUUCAACGGUUAACAGAAACAGCAGAAAAGGCAAAGAUGGAAUUAUCGUCACUCACACAAACAAGCAUUAGUUUACCAUUCAUAACGGCUACCGCAGAUGGUCCUAAGCACAUUGAGACAUCGCUUACAAGGGCUAAAUUCGAAGAGUUGUGUUCGGAUCUACUUGACCGGCUGAAGACUCCUGUGGAGAAUUCAUUGAGAGAUGCAAAAUUGUCCUACAAAGACCUAGAUGAAAUUAUCUUGGUUGGGGGAUCAACCAGGAUUCCUGCUGUUCAGGAACUUGUCAAGAAGAUGACUGGCAAAGAACCCAAUGUCACUGUAAAUCCAGAUGAAGUUGUUGCUCUAGGGGCAGCUGUUCAGGCUGGAGUGUUGGCUGGCGAUGUCAGUGAUAUUGUGCUUCUGGAUGUCACCCCACUCUCAAUUGGGUUGGAAACUCUUGGUGGUGUAAUGACAAAGAUCAUUCCACGGAAUACCACUCUACCCACUUCAAAAUCUGAGGUGUUUUCUACAGCAGCCGAUGGUCAGACAAGUGUUGAAAUCAAUGUUUUGCAAGGGGAACGAGAGUUUGUGAGAGACAACAAGUCUCUUGGGAGUUUCCGGUUGGAUGGGAUACCACCUGCUCCUCGAGGGGUGCCUCAAAUAGAGGUUAAGUUUGACAUUGAUGCAAAUGGUAUCCUCUCAGUCACUGCUGUAGACAAAGGCACUGGAAAGAAGCAGGACAUUACCAUAACGGGUGCAAGUACCCUACCAACUGAUGAGGUUGAAAGAAUGGUGAAAGAGGCUGAAAAAUUUGCUAAAGAAGACAAGGAAAAGAGAGAAGAAAUUGACACAAAGAAUCAAGCUGAGUCUGUUAUCUAUCAGACUGAAAAACAGUUGAAGGAACUUGGUGAUAAGGUACCUGCAGAGGUAAAAGGUAAGGUCGAGGCCAAGCUAAAAGAGCUACAAGAUGCAGUUGCUGGUGGCUCUACACAGGCAAUGAAGGAUAGCAUGGCAGCCCUCAAUCAAGAAGUAAUGAUGCUAGGGCAAUCUGUUUACCAACAAGGAGCAGCUGGUGGGCCAGCUGCUAGUGGUCCUGCAGAUUCAGGUAGCCCAGGAGAAAAAGCUCCUGGAGGCGAUGAUGUAAUUGAUGCUGAUUUUACAGACAGCACAUAGACAACCAUGUAAAACGGCUUUUAUUUGUAUUUUGCCUGAAAUAAGCUUGUGUCGUGAUUUUAGGAUUAAGCCCAAAGGAAAUUGCCAGAUAGGAAAGAAGGGACCUUUCAAUGGUGUGAAAAGUUCCCUGCUAGUAGUUGAGAUUGGUGUUACGGUUUGUAGAUAAUAUUAUUACUCCAUUCCAGAUAAUACAAUCGGCGGACAGGAAAGUACAUGAGCAAAAGUUCCUUUUCCCUCUGACACGUUUUGACGUUGGUCUAGUUGAAUUUGUAUUAUUAAUUCUGGGUCUAUCAUAAGAAACUAUUGGAUGGAGGGGCAGUUACGUUUCUUAAUUUAAUCCAUAUCCUGAGAAGAGUUUUGCUUGA
Molecule: messenger RNA, 2632 nt
Organism: Cryptomeria japonica (Japanese cedar)
Lineage: Eukaryota; Viridiplantae; Streptophyta; Pinopsida; Cupressales; Cupressaceae
Product: stromal 70 kDa heat shock-related protein, chloroplastic
Exons: 8
Coding region: 150-2267 (705 amino acids)
Biological process (GO): protein refolding; cellular response to unfolded protein
Cellular component (GO): chloroplast; cytoplasm
Molecular function (GO): misfolded protein binding; ATP hydrolysis activity; heat shock protein binding
Source: RefSeq, a predicted model, not a curated record